CUCAGUGUUAUUAGCAUGGGAAAAUAACAUCUGAGAUGUUCCAUCGAUGCAAUAAAAGUAGAAGGAAGCCGAGAGUGGUUUUACGUCGAAAGAAAAGUGAAGAAGCAACUUCAGUGAUAUUCGUCAGGAGUCGAUCGUUGCUUCAUUGCGAUCGGCUAAAUAAAAUGGCUGCAGUAAAAGGUGUCAUUACACUUUGUCUGGUUUUGGGGUUUGCCCUCGACGGCUUUGCGAUUCCUGUUAAAUCGUGGCACAAAGGUGAGUUUAAAAACAGUUGCUGAAUUUUUUCCAUGGAAUUAAGGUUAGGAUGUAGUGGUGCUUUUUCUUUGGUUACGUUUCCAGAAACGCAACGCUAUAAUAACCUUCGACUUGUGCAACCCUCUUGCUCUGGCUUUUUAAAAUUCUUUCGAGGUUCAGCUGAUUUACCGCCGAAAAUGUCGCUAUUUUUUCAAUAUACAACAAUUUGCAUGAUUUGCACAUAGGGUUGGAAAAUAAAAACGUCUAUCGGCAGAAACAAUACUAAAAUGUUUGUAAAAAUUUUCCUGCUGCUCUAAACUACAAUAGCACGCGCCGUUUUUUGAAACAUUUCCAAAGUAAUAUUUUUGAAAAGGUUUCGAUUUCAUCGAUCAUAGUCAGCCUUUUUACUGUGCCAAUACUUCCCGAAAUUCUGUAAUGCUGCUAUUGUUUGUUUGCGUUCUUUAUGUCAAACAUUUUAAUCAAUUGUUCUUCAAAAGUCAAAUGGUAAAACGACUUUUUUUUCUUAGAAAGAGACGACUCUUCAGAUGAGGACGAAGAAAUAUCGAAUCAUAUUGCCAAAGCUAACAAGGGUUUGUAUGACCGUACCUGAUUAGGACCUGACAAUGUUUACACUGACCGUUUUUAGAACCAGCUUAUUAUAUCUGUGUUUACAGUGGUGAGGGCAAGGAAAGGGAUAACAGUUAAUCAUAUUUAUCGCAGAAAAUUUUUAUUUUUAUUUUUAUUUUUUUUUUUUCUGUGAGGUCUAAAUGUUCUUCUCUCUUGUUAUAAAAAUGAACUUGUAACUUUACGAAGUGUGAUGGCAGAGUUUAGUUACACUGAUAUGUGCGCUCUGGGUAAUUUGUUUCGGUAAUCUGAGUUGCGAUUUGUUCGGGAAGGCGCAGUAAUGCAUUCAUAUUCUCCAUACACUUUGAGUAUCACCAUUUGUCGUGGACGCUUUGUAAAGAAGAGCGAUUGAACGUACGGUAAAAGUCCCCACAAUAAAGAUCGUGCCACGUUAAAUGAAAUGCUUCAUUCAUUUCAUCUGGCAUGUAUCGUUUACUGAACACGUUAUGUAUACUUAUUUCAUCAGCUGUCGCCGAAUCCUUAUUUGAGGGCGAUAUCGUUCUGUCUCCAUUUGACCUGAAGUUUGUGGAUACCCGUGAGGAGGGAGAUGUUGACGGAGACCUGGAACCGCGUCGACGCAAGAGGAAUGCUGACCGUAACAGACGGAUUCUCUGGCAUGAUAAGAUAGUGCCUUACAAGUUUGAUCCAGGACUUCCAGGUGAGAACAGCUUUUCGCACGGUAUUAAACAUCGAAGGAAAAGUGCAUGAUCUAAUUACCUCUUGUGUGAGUGUUUUUUGGUGGUGUUGGUGGAGGCGGUGGUGGUGUACACCUAAAAAGGCCCGUUAGCUCAACGUUAGCUCCGGGUUCCUCUUUCAUUGAGGACUGCGUCCCUUUAGCCUGUCAGCCCCGCUGUACCCCCGGAAGCCCCGUGAAAGCUUGCUCGCAGGAUAGCAUCCCUUGCUCUCUUCUAACACGGAGCUUGAGUGAUUUAUCGAUUGAUCGUGACAUUCGGUUUUAAGGGGUUUGCAUUAAAGGUUUGGAGAGAAGUGACCGCUAGAAAGUAUAUCCAAACCAGCCGGAGGGACCUAAAAAGAUUGAAAAAAAUUGCAUCAUCUCAACUCACACGGCACUGCAAGUGGCACACAUGUCAGUCCAGCUUCUGCCCAAACGGAAUGGGAGUGGGGGGAGGGGAGGGAUUUGAUUUUCCAUCUGGGUAUUUGCGUUUAUACCUUAUAAAAGUACGCCGGGCGACGUAAUUUAACAAUUUCAUUUAGAGCAUAUCUGCAUAACCUUGAAAUGACUUAAAUCUUUUUGUUUUUGUUUGUUUUCGUGCAGCUGAUUAUAUAUCCAGCGUCAGGGAAGCUAUUGCAGAGUAUCACAAACAUACCUGUCUAAAGUUCGUUGAGAGAACGAAUCAGCCAAACUGGCUUCUGUUUGUUUUUAAAGCUGGGUAAGUUUUCUACUAUAAAAUCUUGGGUUUGAUCCAUGUUCUGUUGGUUGACAGCUACAAAACUUCGAACGGAAAGCUUUGCUUACGACUGAUAUACGAGUGUUUUCUCUUUUACUUUGAGUAAAAUGCCUUCCUGAGGGAUUAAGCUACACAAAAACUCCAGGCAACCAAUGAGAUGGCUUCUUUUACUCCUGACUGAAUACACAUUUGCAUAUAGAUUGAACAUAGCCUGGCACCUCUGAUGUACAUAUUUUCACAAUCGCUGAGUAUCAUUCUUGUUUAAUUUGUUUUAUUCAGGUGCUGGUCUAGUGUUGGGAAAAAGUAUUGGAGGUAUGACUACGGGCAAGAGGUUUCACUGGGCAGCGGUUGCAAUCACAAAGGAACCGUCAUGCAUGAAAUAAUGCACGCAAUUGGCUUCUGGCACGAGCAAUCACGACCAGACAGAAACCUUUAUGUAGAAGUACUCUGGGAGAACAUACUGGACGGUACGCCAAUAUAAUCUCAACAGUAAAUAGAGUUAGAGUGAAGGUUUGGUGUUGGACUGAAUGUAUGUUAUUGACUUGCUCUCAAUGGCAGUGACUUUUUAUCUCAGUUGGUUAGAUUAAAGCAUCGCUAAUGAGAUCUCCACGGUUCCCCGUUGAAUCCCGAUGAAGGCCUGAUUUUUUUGAUGCAGUGUGCAUAGCCACCAUGAUCCUUAAAAGAGUUGAAACGAGCAAUCAAAAUAUAGUGACGAAAAGCGGAUUCCGAAAGACAAGAGGAGACGAUGUGUAUGCCCGUAGGUUUACAAAAACCACCGGACUACUUUCAAAAUUACCGACGAUCGGUCCGUGGUUAACCUGAAAAAAAUCCGACAUUACACGAUGCCACCACUGGUUUACCCGCGAAAUGACGUCUGAGAAACGAGCGCCGAAAUUCCCUUCUGAUCACACGUCACUUUCCAGAUCUGGGUAGUGCUUCUGAUUGGUCCUGCCGCGUGGGGGAAAUUUGCUUCAACCAAUCAUAAGCUCUACCCAGAUCUACGUAGUGAAGCGUCAUCAGCAUUUAAUUUCUGCGCUCUUUUCUCAGACGUCAUUUCGUUGGGAAACCAAGGGUGGCGUCCCGAAAUGUCAGCUGUUUUUCAGGCUAGCUCAUGCUGUCUUAGAACCGUAAAUGGAGGUUGGGUGAAGGCAGCGCCCCUAAAAUAGCUAAGGUUGAUUUUGUAAUACGAUAUACAGCUAUUUUGAUAGCUAAAACGUCGUCCGAUUUUAAGGCCUUAAGACUACAAUACUCGUCACAUUAGUUGGGGCAGCAGUGGUAUUUUCUGCCCCCUCAAUAUUAGUUUUUGCCAGUUGGCAUGUCAGAAGCAAAAAAAUCAACGCUGAGAAGGAAGAAGCACAAGUUUUUGUCGGAAUAUGUGUACGGCACGGGGUGUCCCAACUUAGUGUGACGAGGAUUGUAGGUAGCAAGGGCAUGAGGGUGGCUGUAAAUCCUGUGUAAUUUGGUCAUAAUUUCACGGUUGUCAGAUGAGUAACAUAGAAUGGUAUAUUAAACGAUUUUAAGACAGAUGAGUUACUUCAUGGCCUUGUUUGGCAAUGUUCUUUUCUUAAAUUACCCACAUAUUGCUACACAUGCAUUCUCGACGUGUAGGCUUUCCAACUUUAAGAAGUGAAAGAUCUGUCUUCAUACUAUUCUCUACUCCAGGCCAGUCACACAACUUCAACAAAUACGACCGAGGCAGGAUAGACACCCUCCACGUCCCUUACGACUACGACAGUAUUAUGCAUUAUGGUAUAGACAGCUUCUCUAGGAAUGGCAAAGCUACUAUAAGAUCUAUUAAAGACUCUGCAAGAUCACUUGGCCAGAGAAAUGGAUUUACCCAACUGGAUAUACAGGAAAUCAACUCACUCUACGAAUGCAGCAGUAAGUGGAGUGGUCUGUAAUAAAAGGAAGUAUUGGUUACCAAAAUGGCCUCUACUAAACAAACCGAAAACAGUUAAGUGGUCUGUGAAAGGGUGACAGAUCAUAUAACAAUGUAGAUGUAAAAAAUCAGGUAGCCUGUUGUAGAAGAAACAGAAAUGUCGCUCUCAAAAACCUAUUUCCUCUAAAGUUUUUUUUAAAAAUCCUUUUCUUCUCCUGUACCAGCGCAUUUUUAGUCCCUUUUUUUUUUGGGGGGUGGUUGAGGGGCGCUCAUUAAAAGGGAGGAGCCAAAUGGGAGGAAGCUAAAGCAAAGACGUUUUGAGCGACGCACAUCACCCGGAAGAUGAAUUUUUGCAUUCUCGGACAGUGGUUUUGCCCACAUUUUCGGUCAAAUCCACCAUUUUAGGUUAAACACUAAGCAAUGCAAAUUUGUUAGCGUCAAGACAUAUUAAAAGAGAAAAGGGCUUCAAACGCCACUGAUUAAGCUUUCUUUAUAAUAUUUCAAGCCUCAUGUUAUAGCGCUUGUUUGAAGGAGGGCGCUAAUUCGAGCAUUUGCGGUGUUAAAAUUCAGCUUGUAAUAAUCAGUAUUAUACCUGCUUGCCGGUAAGAUAGCUUUCUGGGCCCACAAUAAUAUCGAGACACUCGAGAAAUGGGUUCCUGUAAACUUCGUAAACCACUAUAUGUUAAAUUUCCUCAAUGCAUCUUGCAUCAGUGGCCCUUUUUAGCUCUUCUUUGGUUUGAUUGUUUGAUGGUUUUUGAUGUAACAGGUGCGAAUGGUCCCGGAUGGAGCAGGUGGUCAGACUUUGGUCCCUGUGGUGCCAAUUGUAAAAAGUACCGUCAACGUUACUGCACGUCCACAAACAAAGAUGUCCACUGUCCUGGGCACAGUAACGGGGUAGAGACAGAAGAACGGGUUUGUCCCCACCAAGAAUGCUACGGUUAGUAUUAGGAGGAGGAGUGAGGGUUUCAGUGGCGGAUGCAGGGGAGGGACCCGGGGGGCUCGGCUCCCUUCCCUUAAUUUAGACCAAAGUGAGCCUGAAGGGCCGAAAAACUUUUUUGGGGAGAUCCAUUUCACCUGAGAGCCUGGAAGGCGGCACCCAAGGCCCGAGCCUUUUGGAAGUAAUUCACAAACGUUUUUCGCCCAGGCUGCUGAUUUAAAAGCUUCUGCCAUGUUCUUUUCACUUCCAGUGUGUGGGUUUAUUUGCUGUUAAAACAUGAAAUAGAACUGACCUUGUAUAAUUAGAGACCAAAAUAUGACUGUCUAUUUGGUACCAAGUGUAGUCGUCCUGUUUAUCUGUAACUGGAAUAGCCUGCGUAGCAGGCGUCGAAAGGGGUAGGGGUAUUUGCACCUGCCACGCAGGCUAUAACUGGAAUAGAAAUUUUAUGAAUGCUGUCAUUUUUCAUAUUACAUUCCUUCUUCUUGCAGCGCCCGUGGAUGGACACUGGGGCCGCUGGUCAUCAUGGGCCACGUGCAGCAAGACAUGUGGAAAUGGAACAAAAGUAAGAACGCGCAAAUGCGAUGAUCCACCACCACUAAAUUCCGGAAAAUCCUGUCCUGGCGAUGAUAAAGAACAAGAAGCUUGUAUACUGAGAAGGUGUGGCUUGGGUGAGUGGGCAAAACAAAAUUAAGUUAUUUAAACUGAGAUCGACUUUGCAUUCAACAUGUAUUUUUUAUUAUGCAGUUCAAUGCGAAUCUACUAAAUUGUCCUCACUAACUUCUUAGUCUUCUUACGAGCGAAGGCACAUGACAUUAACUUAUCAAAACAGCCGGGUUAUUACUCCUAGUUGCUUUUAAACUGACCAAAAGAUGGCUCUAUUUACCUGUAGGCGCUGAUGAUUGUGACUUUGACUUCGCCGAUGGAAUGUGCCACUGGUCAAAUGACCAAUCCAGCAGUUCAGAUUUUAAGUGGUUAUUAGGGUCUGGAUCGACACCCAGCAGCCUCACGGGGCCUUCCGCUGACCACACAAGUGGCGCAGGUAAAAAAUUGCCCACUAAUCUAAUUAAAAGGGCCUCCGUUUUAUAAGAAAACGACGAAAACGGGUGGCUAGUCCUCUUCACAGUUUAAUUAAGCGUUUCUAUUGGUUUACUCGCGAAAUAACCCUCGCGGGAUGUUGGGAGAAAUUGAGUUUAGAUGCCGUUUUCUAUGAGUUUACGGGUAUGAUAUAUGAAUAGUAGUUUUUUUAUUGCACUUAUUUUAUAAUGCAUAGUAUACUGGAGUUUGCUCAAAACGAUGAAGCUAAAAGAAUAGAUUGCUUGAAACCUCAUAGGGAUAAAGAAAAUGAUAAACCGGACCUUAGACCCACCUCCUGUAAUCCUUGAUCAUCAAAAUGUGACAUAUUAAAUAAAGAAUCGCAUAAUUAAGUAAAAUCUCGCAUUCUGAUUGGUUAACGAAGCGAGGUAUUUAGUGUGGAAUUGCGAGUUGAAAACGAGGCUAAGCGAUAUUGUUUCGCAUCUACCUAACAACUAUCGUCAAAUUCUAACACAACAACAUGCAAAAAAGGUUUUCUACAAUGUCAUUUUAAAAUGUUUUCAAAACCAUUCAUUGUCACUUUUUGAAGAGUUAAAAACAAACAAAAGCGUUUUUUAAAGUGAGCCGGAGGUUCUUCCUUGUUUUGAACUGAACUACAGAUUCUCGAAGAGACAUAAAACCUCUUUCACUCGCGACAACCAGAAAACAAGAAAAUCCUGUGAACACGGCCCAGAAAAUGGCAAUCCAAAGUUCAACCAAACAAAACGGAGAAACGACAACGGAGGAAGUGCCGGGGUCGAUUGUCACAUAUACAGAAGAAGAAAUAAAUACCUUCAAAGAGGACAUGGCCCCUGAAAACACGAAAAAGAGUACGCCGCUUGCAAUCGUCCUGAAUCGUGGUACUUAGAAAAGUACAAAACAGAGCUGAACUUGAACAGCAUUUCUAAAACAUUUCAAGGUACUUACCUUAUGUCAAUCGCGACGUUAAACAUCUUAAACUUUCAGUGCUUUCGCUUGGACACUUGAUUUCUUUCCGUUUUGCCGCCGAAGAGGUAAAAGGUGUAAAUUAUUUUCCUUCUCGAGCAAAUGACCAAUUUGAAAAAAGACGUUCUACAUAAACGGCUUCUAAAUUCAGUAAAAUACCUCUAUUUAUCCUUACGAUUAGUGUGAAGCUUGUUUACAUGUAAAAACGUUUGAAAACAAAUGUAAAAACAAGCACAAGGUACAAAAAAGUUGUCGAAGGUUCAAACGUGUACGACUGACCUUGCUUCCUAUUCGCUAACGCAAUGACAGUUCUGACAGUUGACUUUGAAAUGCUUUCUGGAGCGCGCGCUCAGGAUAAAAACAAACAAUAUUAUUGCUGUUUUCUUUUUUUUUUCUUCUGAUUUUUAUUCAAUUAUGCGAUUCAAGGAAAAUUCAUUACCUGACUCGAGAAUUCCACGUUAAAUUGCACUUGAAAACCGAUAUCGCACUCAUCGCUUCGCGAUUCGUGCGAUAUCGGUUUUCGCGUGCAAUUUAACGUGGAAUUCCCUCGUCAGGUAAUGAAUUUUCCUAUAGAAUGUCAUUCUCCCCAGGCAAGUAUCUUUAUGUGGAGGCUUCCAGUCCCGCGCAAGAGGGCGAUAAGGCUAGGUUACUCAGUCAUCAAUUUCCGUCAACUGCUGCUCGGUGCCUGUCCUUUUGGUACCACAUGUAUGGCUCAUCAACUGGAAAUCUUAGUGUGUAUACCCUUGCUAAAGAUUUCAAAAGGACUCUACUUUGGCAAAAGGCUGGUAACCAAGGAAACCAAUGGAUGCAAGCAAAAGUUUCUAUUACGAGUAGCUUAGAAUAUAAGGUAUGGAAAUUGUGUUCUUACCGAUGAUACGUUCUAGGGGAGUUGUGAGCGCGCAAAAAAGAGAGAGCGCUGCAAGCGAAUCAAAAUGAACAAGAACGCUAUUAAUAUCGGCGUUAUGUCUCGCUUGCUUGGAGAUUAGAUGAGAAAUGAGGAGGCGGUUAUUCUAGACGAAACAGGAUUUACUCGCUAAAGGUUUUUCACUUCCUACUUUAUUGACGGUCGAGUAUUCUUCAGGAAGUUUCCUUUUUAUAUCGUAUUCUACGAUUUGUUUCUGAAUUGAUUUAGUACGCGUGUACGUCUGCGGUCGCAGGCUAUACGCGUGUAUAGUUACAAGAAAAUUCGAGAGAAAUUACAUCGUGAUGAGAACCUGGCACGUCAUUUAAAUCAUCGCCAAAAUUAAACCGCAUGCUCAUCACAAGACUCAUUUGCAUACAAUAAAAGUUUACAACACCCGACCAUUUUUUUUUCGACCACUCUUUCAAGCGAUAGAAUUCGUGGACCGACCCGUUCCGGAAAAUCUAUAAAUCGGAUUUAUUAAUCUUUCCUAAGCUUUCUUCGCAAAACAUGCGUGGCUUCGGUUACGCAACGAUUCUUAUUCCCAGUUUCCACGAUCUCCGCUAGGAACGCCUGGGUCCCCAACGCCUCGUUUGUGUUCUAAAUACGAAGAAAAACCGCUUGCAGAUUAUGAGUCUCGCUGCUUACGCAAGUGAGACUAAUUACGACUGGAAGAUUGUAAUGAUUGCAGGUUGGGUUCAAUAGUGACCAUAAAACAUACAUUGCGAUAAUGUUUUCUUGAAAAUUAGACGGCUUUCUUCAGUCGUACCGCGUAGUAACGAAUCGUCUUCGUGUAAACUGUGUGUCUUGUGAGGUAUUUGGACUCGUGUGUUAACUGUGUGUCGCCAAGGCUUGGUCAUGCGGUCGAAACGAAAUAGGGAAUUAAACACCAUUUCUCUUGGCAGAUCAGAGUAGAAGUAGUCAUUAUCUGAGUUCCAGUGAGUCUCUUUAUCAAAGCCUGGUAUACAACCAUUGAUACAAAAAUCUUUUCAUUUUCAUACGAAUGGUUGUUCACCUGGCGUCGCUUUGAUAAUAAAGCUUAAGUGCACUCGGAUUAUGCUGUUAACACUCUGAAGUCUCAAUUUGGUUUGAAAAUUGCGCUGAUUUCAGUUUAGUAUAUAAGAAGGCGUUUAAAUUACCGGUGGAAGACAUCUUCCCGAUCUAUAAAGACUAUUCUGAAAGAAAUAUUUUUGCGCAGGUUGAGAUUGAAGCGAUAAGAGGCGCGAGUUUCCGAGGAGACAUCGGACUGGAUGACAUCAGUUUUACCGAUGGACCGUGCAGUAAGUCUCCAUCAUAACUUUACUUUACUUUAUCUGUCCGUUCGAACGGAGGUGUGGUAGAGCGUUAAUUCUUUCGAUCAGCCGCGAGUCUGAGGGCUAUGACAAAAGGAAUAUUGUUGUGAAAGAUGUUUGCUGUGACGAUAGGGAUGUUGUGUGCCCUUAGGCUGUCUUUGAAGCACUUAAUCCACACCAGGUCUUACGUUAACGUCCUCUUGUUUUAUAUGCGGACACCUUCUAGUGCUUUGUGCUUGCUUUGCCAGCUGGUUGGUAUUCAAACUCGUCAUAACACCGAACCAUUUCAUUCUCUGUCGAUAUGAUGUUGAAACGUUGCCAAUCCUACCAUUUCUCUGAUCUUGCCCCGUCUGGUCUUGCUGGCGGCCCUUCUUAAGCAUCUCAUCAUAGAUGGUGAUUUUGCAGUCUAGUCUUGUUGUGAAUGUCUAUGUUUGACAUUGGUUAUAGGUUAGUGUGGGAGUGGAAAUCGAAUUAAUGAGCUUCACUUUGGUCUUCAAAACACCUUCGAAAAAUUAUUAGAGUCAUUUUAGUUGUAACUGAGUUUAUGCUAAAUAAUUAGUACCUCGUGAAAGUGCUACAUUAAUUUUCUCCAUAACUAAAGCAAGGAGUAAGAGAGUUAGUAGAUAUUUUUUAACACUUAGUAAAUCAAUUCAAGGAAGUGCAUUGUAGAUUUUCUUUAGAGUUGUGAUGAUAUAGUUUCCCACAUCUUCUAAGUGAUGUUUUACAUGUAUUUUAACAGUGGAAGAAAUAGGCUGCUAUAAAGAUAACCCCCAAAGCAGAACGUUUCCGCUGGUUGUGAAAAACCUUCGAUCUGAAAUAGAUUGGUAUCACCUGGAGAAAACUGUUCAGAAAUGUGCCUUGCUAUCCAAACAGAGAAACUACAAAGUAAGUCACUUAUAAUGCCAGUGGACUCUGUCCAAACUUCAGCUACUUCAGAAAUUAUCAUGAUUAGUUAUUUAAUGAAUUGAGUAGGUAGGCUGAGUAGGAUCACCCAGAUAAGUGUUUAAUCAUGCACGAGUAUGAGUGUGAUGAUAGUCUUAGUGAGUUGAUCGCUUUAUAUUGGCGAUGGAUUAUUAUCGCUUGUCAGUCCCAGGCCGGAGGUUGACGGGGGAUGAGUCUCAAACAAAAAUAAACAAACAAACAAAAGCCGUUUUACUCUCAUUUCGUUUUCCAUUGUCUUACGAAACCGGAAGUAACAUUUUCUUCAUAAAAGGUGACUUAAUAGUAAACGUGAACACCUGUGAACGGCUUUGAAAGCAACAAACUCAAAGAGGAUUAAAGGCCUUUGUUUGACCGAUAAAAGUGUGGGAGUGUCGUAUAAAGUUUCGAACCAUGCAUUAAUGAAUUAUUACCAAUGAUUUUUCAUUCGAUUUGCACCAUAAGGAGAAGUUUUAGAAAACAACGGCGGCGGGGGCAAAAUGCGAGAAAAUGAAAAUGCAAUCUGAAAGAGAAGCCCCGGACAAGUCGAGAAGCUGGUCCUUUGCUAAUUUCCCUGGUCAUUGGUCUCAUUUUAACCAAGAGCGUAGGUAUUUGAUGACUGUUGUGGUUGGACAAAACGCAUAUCGUCAGAUUUUUCAGCCAAAUGUUUCCCCCCGGGUUGAACCAUUGUGAAGAACGAACUAAGACGAAAAUUUAUAACGUAACUCUUAUGCUAAUUAUUUUUUUAUUCUCGUUCGGUUCCUUAGAUAUUUGCAAUACAGUUUUACGGCGAGUGCUGGAGCGGCGAAACAUCCAAGGUUCAUUAUAAUCGCUUUGGUGCAGUUGAUAAAUCUCAAUGCCCGUUUGGAGUCGGAGGACCGAAUGUUAAUGCUGUUUAUAGGAUCCUUCCAUAG
Porites lobata is the source of this 11124-nucleotide messenger RNA. The record is from the annotation of a GenBank genome assembly. Lineage: Eukaryota; Metazoa; Cnidaria; Anthozoa; Scleractinia; Poritidae.